This is a messenger RNA of Salvelinus namaycush (lake trout), 2469 nucleotides long. RefSeq names its product NEDD4 binding protein 3 (gene n4bp3). Gene Ontology annotation, cellular component: cytoplasmic vesicle. The record is from RefSeq and is a predicted model, not a curated record. The transcript is spliced from 9 exons. The coding region runs from base 1 to 1629 and encodes 542 amino acids. Lineage: Eukaryota; Metazoa; Chordata; Actinopteri; Salmoniformes; Salmonidae.
AUGUACGGGGCAACCUUACUCCAGUACUUAAGGCACCGCACCGGUCUACCCAUCAACUCUCCCCUCCCCCUUAGUCCCUACGCCCUCCACCAGUCUCAUCUCAGGCCAUCUGCCUUCAAGCCUGUCACACCUAAUAACUUCAGUUCCAUGCAGAACCUCUACCCUGCCAAGAUGGAGGACUCAGACCAGGGCCUGUCCAACGGGCUCCACCGGGCCUACGCACACACACCUAGAGCUGUCUCCACCUCCUCUUCCUCCUCCUCACCCUCCCGCCACGGAGGACCCACCUCCAGCGGAACCAAGGCGGUAGCGUCAGGGCGUGGUCUGAGUCAGGAGGAUGACAACCUGUCAGACUCUGGUCAUAACUCCAUGAACAGUCUUCCUCCAUACAGACCUCCCUUCAGACCACAGCUGGCUCACAUCAGUGCCUCCAUGGGCCACAUCAACUCCAUUGGCUCUCUGGACCGAGCAUCAAAGGUUGUGGGGUCGUCGGGGGUCGCCAUGGCGGAGAUGGCCAUGUCGUGUCGUAGCAUGGCAACGCUCAGCCGCCUGGCGCCAUACGGAGGGGAGGCUCCGCCCCCUUAUGAACUGUCACUCUCUGUAGAGGAGGUGGUGCGUGAUCUGGAGGAGAGGCUGGUGGAGAAGGAACUCGAGCUGAAACAGAUGAGGAGGAACCUGGAUGAGAGUGAAGGAGCCAUCGUGCAGGUGUUUGAAGGUAAACAGCGUCUGUGGGAGAAGGAGUUGGAGGAGUUGAAGCAUCUGUACACCGCCAAGCUGCGUCAGGUUUCCCAGCAUGCCCACCAUUCAGAGCGUGCACUGCAGCUGCAGCUGUACAAGGCCCAGCAGGAGACGAACAGACUGCAGGAGGAACUGGAUGCUCUGACAGGGGGGAGACAGAGAGAGGGUCAGGGGAGUCUGAAGGAAACCAGCCCUACUCUGGAGGAGACUCAGUGGCAGGUGUGUCAGAAGUCGGGUGAGAUCUCGUUGUUGAAGCAGCGGCUGCGUGACUCCCAGGCGGAGGUGACCAGCAAGCUGUCAGAGCUGUUCCAGCUGAAGACCCAGCUGAGAGAGACAAGAGGAGAGCUGCAGAGCUGUGAUGGACAGAUAGACACUCUGCAGACAGCCCUACACGGUGCGCAACCACGACGACAGGGGAAAGAGGGAGCGGAGGAGAGUGGGACACUAGGGUCUCGAGGAUCAGGAGGGGCAUCAGGCUCUACAGAGGAGCGUCUGCGAGCAGAGCUGUUGUUAGAGCGUCGUCAGAGCGAGGCCCAGGCUACGGCCUUCGAGCAGGAGAGACAGACGUGGCAGACAGAGAAGGAGAAAGUGAUCUGCUACCAGAGAGAGCUGCAGGCCAGUUACCUGGACAUGUACCACCACAACCAACUACUGGAGAGAGAACUAUACCUGCUCAGAGGAGGAGGAACGCUGGAGAGGGAACUGCAAGAUGUGAGGGGAGGAAGAGGAGGAGGAGGAGAGAUGGGAGACUACAGUAACGAGUCACUGGAAAGGGAAGUGCAGGAGGUGAGGAGAGGAAGAGGAGGAGGAGAGAGAGAAAGAGGAGAGGAAGACAGUAAACCUCCCCCUGGUCUUCCCUGGAUAGAGAGGAUAGAGUCAUCUGAGAUUUGACUGAGUGGACACUAGAUGGGGGGCCCAUUCCAAACCAAACACUCGCCCCCUCUUCCUAUCUCCUUGAUGAAGACUCAGGCUUCUUACAGACUUGAAAAGACAGGAGGGCCCCAAUCCAAACCAAAUCCUCACCCCUUAUCUUCAUGUCCUUGUGGAGGUCCCAGUUCCAAUUCCAAAACAACUCUGCACUCCUACACUCCUAGACCUGUAUGAACUAGACUGAAUAGUGUGCAUGUAUAAUCAGCAAUACAAUGAUACACCCUCUCUGGUACUGUUUAUUGGAGUUUCCACUUCCUGUUUCAAUCCUGCAAUCAAUGAUAACUUCCUGUUUCAGUCCACAUAUCAAUGACAGCGUAUUAGAGUCGAGAACACUGUACAUUCCCUCAAGCACGACCCUGACCAAACCUCACUUUAGAGGGCUGCUUGAAUGUACAAAUCAUAAUGAUAAUAAUAAUAAUAAUAACCUAUUUGUAAUUGUUACUUUAUCUAAUUUAGUUCUGUGUGUAUAUAAUCAACCAGUGUGUUCCUCACAGCCGUUCUGUGGGCUAGUUGAAGUUCAGACACUGACUGGGGUAAAGUAAGGGUAGGCUGUCUCAAAUAGCACCCUGUACCCUGUAUAGUACACUACUUUUGACCAGGGUCCUGUAGCAGUAGUGCACUAUAUAUGGAAUAGGGUGCCGUUUCAGAUGCACCCUAGGACGUUGUUUAAAAGGAUCUAAAGGGAUUUAGGAUUUGUCCCAGUGUGUUGUGGCGAGGUGAAGUGUGGUGUGAUGUGGUGAAGUGAGGUAAGGUGUGGUGUGGUGAAGUGAGGUAAGGUGUGGUGAGGUGAGGUGUGGUGAA